UUUUUAACAAUGGUUGCCACUCCUUCUACAGAAAGGACUAGCCAUGUUCUCAUAAUAGGUGCAAGUGGGUUCAUGGGACAUUUCAUUGCUCAAGCCAGCCUAGAUUCAGGUCAAACCACUUAUGUUCUAACCAGAUCAUCAUCAGCACUUUCGUCUUCUAAGAUUAAAGCUCUCCACGAUAAUGGUGCCAUCAUCCUACAUGGUGACAUUGAAAAGCAUGAAGUGAUGGUGAAGAUCAUGAAGGAGCAUGAAAUAGAUAUUGUUAUAUCAAUUGUUGGUGGUGAAGCCAUAUUGCACCAAUUAAUCCUUGUCCAUGCUAUUAAAUCCGUUGGAACCAUUAAGAGGUUUUUGCCAUCGGAAUUUGGUCAUGAUGUCGACAGGGCGGAUCCUGUGGAGCCGGGACUGAGCAUGUACAAGGAGAAGCGGAGAGUGAGGCAGCUCGUUGAAGAGUCCGGUAUACCAUACACUUAUAUAUGUUGCAACUCCAUAGCUUCAUGGCCAUAUCAUGAUAAUAUUCACCCUUCGGAUGCCCUUCCUCCUUUGGAUCACUUUGAUAUUUAUGGAGAUGGCUCCAUUAAAGCUUAUUUCGUCGCAGGCAGCGAUAUAGGAAAGUUCACCAUGAAAACGAUCAAUGAUACCCGAACUGUUAACAAGGUUGUACAUUUUCGACCACUGGUAAACCAUCUUAACAUCAACGAGCUUGCUUGCUUAUGGGAGAAGAAGAUUCAAAGAACUCUCCCAAGAAGAAUUGUAUCCGAAAGUGACCUCUUGAAAGCAGCAUCAGAGAAUAUAAUCCCACAAAGUAUUGUGGCAGCAUUCACCCAUGACAUAUUCUUUAGAGGUUGUCAAACAUUCUUCUCGGUUAGUGGCACUAAAGAUGUAGAGAUAGGCGACCUCUACCCCGAUGAAUGUUUUCGAACGAUGGAUGAGUGUUUUGAAGAGUUUCUGAUGAAGUUGAAGGAGAAGCCAGUUGAAGGUAGUUAAGUCAUCAGCUUGGCUUGACUUUAACUUGGUAUUACUCGUGUGUUAGACCAUCCGCAAUGAUUUAUUUAUACGCUUGUUUAUGGAUUUAUAUUUUAUGUCACGUCUGUUUUUAAAUAUCACUAUAAACCUUUGUAAUGCAUCUAUCAGUACAAAUAUAUCCAUAUGUUUAUAAACAUCCUUAAACAUUCUUAUGAA
Messenger RNA from Helianthus annuus (common sunflower), 1179 nucleotides. RefSeq names its product leucoanthocyanidin reductase. Lineage: Eukaryota; Viridiplantae; Streptophyta; Magnoliopsida; Asterales; Asteraceae. Bases 10 to 984 code for a protein of 324 amino acids. The transcript is spliced from 6 exons. The record is from RefSeq and is a predicted model, not a curated record. Gene Ontology annotation, molecular function: oxidoreductase activity.